GAGAAGACUGGCUUACGCGUUGCAACGCGUAACCCACCCUACCUGCUCUCCUGUCGCCACUCGUUCGCCUUCCGUUCUUUUCUCCUGCUUAUCCGCAAUAUUUGGGUGUGUACGUUUGUGACUCACGUAUCGACUUUUCUCCCAGCCAACUUCGAAUAAGCAGGGUGGGUUUAAGGCACACCCAUCAUCCAGCUAAGGCAUUGGCCUGCAAUUUUGGCGAAUCGAAAUUUUGUCAACGAUGUCACAUCCGCAAAAGUUGGAGCGCAGAAUCACAGAGCAGUUGGCAACGCUGCUGACGUUGGCUGGUGAAAAGGUGGCGGGGCUUAGACGUCGACCAAUCACAAGCACUAUUCGGAUCUCCCCACGUCGCUCCCCGCGGUCGUGCCGAAGCUUGAAAAUCUGUAACGGACGCCGCUUCCAGGGCAUAUUCGUUUCUGGGCUCUCGUGACGAGUUAGCGUGUAUCUCGUCGUUAGUUCGAUAAUCGCAGUAUACUUCGAAAAAGUCCAGAAAACUACCGAGCAACAUGAGGGAAAUCGUCCACAUUCAAGCUGGCCAGUGCGGUAACCAAAUUGGCGCAAAGUUUUGGGAAAUCAUCAGUGACGAGCAUGGCAUCGACCCAACCGGUACUUAUCAUGGCGAUUCCGAUCUUCAAUUGGAAAGAAUCAACGUAUACUAUAAUGAAGCAUCUGGAGGAAAAUACGUACCACGUGCCAUCCUCGUCGAUUUGGAGCCAGGCACAAUGGACUCUGUUCGCUCGGGACCUUUCGGUCAAAUAUUUAGACCAGAUAAUUUCGUGUUUGGACAGUCUGGAGCUGGUAACAAUUGGGCAAAAGGUCAUUACACCGAAGGUGCCGAAUUAGUAGACUCUGUCCUUGAUGUAGUCAGAAAAGAAGCCGAAAGCUGUGACUGCUUACAAGGUUUUCAAUUGACUCACUCUUUGGGCGGUGGUACCGGAUCCGGUAUGGGAACGUUGCUCAUCUCCAAAAUUCGCGAAGAAUAUCCUGAUAGAAUCAUGAAUACAUACUCCGUCGUACCGUCCCCUAAAGUAUCAGAUACCGUCGUAGAACCAUAUAAUGCAACACUUUCCGUACAUCAAUUGGUAGAAAAUACAGACGAAACUUACUGCAUUGAUAAUGAAGCUCUUUACGAUAUUUGUUUCCGCACUCUGAAAUUAUCUACGCCUACCUAUGGUGAUCUGAAUCAUCUCGUUUCUCUUACGAUGUCUGGUGUUACUACUUGCCUGAGGUUCCCUGGUCAAUUGAAUGCCGAUUUGAGAAAACUCGCUGUAAACAUGGUACCGUUCCCUCGUCUUCACUUCUUCAUGCCAGGAUUCGCACCACUCACAUCUCGUGGCAGUCAACAAUACAGAGCUCUCUCUGUACCCGAGCUAACUCAACAGAUGUUCGAUGCAAAGAAUAUGAUGGCAGCCUGCGAUCCUAGGCACGGAAGGUAUCUCACAGUAGCAGCCAUUUUCCGUGGCAGAAUGUCGAUGAAAGAAGUCGACGAGCAAAUGCUCAACAUUCAGAACAAGAACAGCUCUUACUUCGUCGAGUGGAUCCCGAACAACGUAAAAACAGCUGUCUGCGACAUCCCACCCCGUGGUUUGAAGAUGUCCGCUACCUUCAUCGGCAACUCGACAGCUAUUCAAGAGCUGUUCAAACGAAUCUCCGAACAGUUCACUGCUAUGUUCAGGAGGAAAGCUUUCCUUCACUGGUACACCGGCGAGGGUAUGGACGAGAUGGAAUUCACCGAGGCCGAAUCGAACAUGAACGAUUUAGUUUCGGAAUAUCAGCAAUAUCAAGAAGCCACCGCAGACGAAGAUGCGGAAUUCGACGAGGAACAGGAAGCAGAAGUCGACGAAAAUUAAACGCCUAUUCUCUAUUCUACUCUACUUACUACCUACGAUUCAUCCCCUCAUCAUUGUCCCCUUCGCUCUCGUACUGCUUCUUAACUUUAUGCGUUUAUGUCUUUCUUUCCUAUUCCAUCUUUUUUUUUUAAUUUCUUUUUUACAUUCUGUGCAGGCGCGCUUUUUCAUCGAUUCACUCCUUGUAUUAUUCGAAUAAUUCGAGUAUUAUUCGAAUAAUACUUUUUUUUAUCAAACUUUUUUCUGUAUCGUUUAUUUGUUUCGAUUAUGUAGUUUGCAAAGCGCGUCUUUGUAUUCAGUGUAUAACCGCUCUAGCGGCUACCAUCAUCUUGAAUAAAUUAUUAUCAUAUAA
Molecule: messenger RNA, 2217 nt
Organism: Apis cerana (Asiatic honeybee)
Lineage: Eukaryota; Metazoa; Arthropoda; Insecta; Hymenoptera; Apidae
Product: tubulin beta-1 chain
Biological process (GO): microtubule-based process
Cellular component (GO): microtubule
Molecular function (GO): GTPase activity; structural constituent of cytoskeleton; GTP binding
Source: RefSeq, a predicted model, not a curated record